AUGGCAACCUAUGUCAUAUUCGACCUAGAAACUACUGACUUGCGAGAUCGAAAAAUCACAGAAUUUUGUAUGUCUGCCGUUGCGAGAUGCCAUCUCGAUGUCACGGAAAAUGUAAAUCCAUAUUCAGUGAUACAGGAAAAGAUUCGAAUAUCUGUCGACCCCAAAAGAACUGUCGAACCAGUAGCAGUAGACCUAACUGACUUAACACGGAAAGAUCUCUUGCUACGUCAGAAACUACCGUGGAGUUUGCUCACAAACACACUAAUUGCUGAUUUUUUGAAACGGCAGACACAACCAUUGUGUAUUCUUGCUUUCAAUGGAAAUAGAUUUAACUUCAAGGUGUUGAAAACGCAUAUAGGUUCUAUGCCCGUCGAGAAAUAUUUCUCUCGAUACUUCAGCGCAGACGUAAUGGUUGGAACGAGUCGCCUCUUGAUGGAAAAGGGCGUAAAACUAGGGAAUAAAAAAAUUGGAUACUAUGUUCAAACAUUUGGUUGGAGAAUGUGA
Styela clava is the source of this 504-nucleotide messenger RNA. NCBI's taxonomy places the organism in Eukaryota, Metazoa, Chordata, Ascidiacea, Stolidobranchia, Styelidae. The record is from RefSeq and is a predicted model, not a curated record.